This is a messenger RNA of Epinephelus lanceolatus (giant grouper), 1056 nucleotides long. The record is from RefSeq and is a predicted model, not a curated record. NCBI's taxonomy places the organism in Eukaryota, Metazoa, Chordata, Actinopteri, Perciformes, Serranidae.
AUGGAUGAACUGUCGAAUAUCUAUGUUAAUGUAGAGAGACCAUCAGGUAAUCGCAACCAGAGGAAAAGGGAGAGAAAAAGCUCUGAAAAUAUUUAUGAAAAUGUAGUCAACAUUCAGGAGCCAAAUGGAUCUGGACCAUCACACUCAGGUGCUGCAGAUGUGAAGAAGAGUUCCUGCAGAGCUGCUGCAGUGUGUCUGGGUCUGCUGUGUCUUCUCCUUCUGACUGGACUUACAACUUUAGUUUUCCUGUUUACCAAGAGCAACUCUGAGUGGGAGAUGGAGAUGUUCCUGUUACAAGACAGGAACAACAACCUAACGAAAGAAAGAGACCAGUUACAGACCAGUUACAACAACCUGUCUAAAGAAAGAGACCAGUUACAGACCAGUUACAACAACCUGUCUAAAGAAAGAGACCAGUUACAGACCAGUCACAACAACCUGUCUAAAGAAAGAGACCAGUUACGGACCAGUUACAGCAGCCUGUCUAAAGAAAGAGACCAGUUACGGACCAGUUACAGCAGCCUGUCUAAAGAAAGAGACCAGUUACGGACCAGUUACAACAGCCUGUCUAAAGAAAGAGACCAGUUACAGACCAGUCACAACAACCUGUCAAAAGAAAGAAACCAGUUGCAAAAAAAAAAUGAAGCCCUGACCAAGGACAGAAAUGAUCUUCAGAGAAAGCUUGAAGCGCGAUGGAUGUAUUUUAGAGGCAGUUUCUAUCACAUUUCUUCUGACCAAAAAACGUGGCAAGAGAGCAGACGAGACUGUCAACAAAAAGAUGCAGACCUGGUGAUUAUCAACAGCAAAGAAGAACAGGAUUUCACAAGACAAUUCAAGAAGUACAUGUGGAUUGGCCUGACUGACUUACAAACAGAGGGGACAUGGAAAUGGGUGGAUGGGACUCAAGUGACCAAAAGCUACUGGGGUCCUAAGGAGCCUAAUGGUGGGAGUGGUGAAAAUUGUGGGGAAAUGAAGUUUGAUUCGGAAAACAGCUGGAAUGAUGGAAGCUGUUCCCUUUCACACUUCUGGAUGUGUGAAAAGAAAGUCCGUCCAUAA